This is a messenger RNA of Melampsora larici-populina 98AG31, 828 nucleotides long. RefSeq lists its product as uncharacterized. The coding region runs from base 1 to 828 and encodes 275 amino acids. The record is from RefSeq and is a predicted model, not a curated record. Lineage: Eukaryota; Fungi; Basidiomycota; Pucciniomycetes; Pucciniales; Melampsoraceae. The transcript has a single exon.
AUGAUAAAAUACCAAGCUGAAAAAUACGAUAUACUAGAUUCUCAAAAAGAUUCACCUAUUGCUCCUCGUUUGAAGAUUCAUAAAGAGAAUGUUUUAGCCAUCCAAGCCAAAUGUUACGGUAAAUGGACGCCAGCAAUGAGGUAUGAUAUAGCUCACCGUCGUAAUUGUUGGGAGAAUAGACUACCGGAUGGUUCGAUGGCAGAUGUUGGGACUUUAAAUGAAGAGUUGGCAGACCAAGCAAAAGAAGACGCAAAGCAUUUCAGUGAUUACAAAUAUAUCGACAACCCUUAUGCCUUUGGGAACGUAAUGCAACAUAUCAGCCCGAUAAACGGUGAAACUUACCCUGAACACGCGUCCUGGGACUCCAAUAACGCCUUGGUCGAUACUCAAGCUGAGAUGUUGACGGGUAGGAGUCUGUUGUCAAUUAAUAAUCAACCCGUAACGCAACCGUUAACCAGAGCUGCACAAUUGGGAAAGGUACCAGGUAAUGGAUUUAAAGGAAGACACUACAACCCGCUCUUUGAUCGCACGAGUCACCUAUUUAACCCCAAUAUGACGAACACACCUUCCUACUACCAUCCGACACCUUAUUCUCACUCUAACCAACCUUUCCAAUCGAAUUACUUUAAUGAAUCCUUUCAGAACCCUAGAGGAGGUCGUGGAGGUGGCCGAGGUAGCGGUCAAAGGGGAGGUAGAGGCUUUGGAACUAGUCAAGGAGGUGGUAGUCGUCCUGCGAUAGGUCCGGGUAGUUUUGAUAAAGCAGCAGCUGCAAGCGGUAGCAGAGGGGCUGAUAAGAGUGGUAGUGGUACCGGACCUAAUACAACGUGA